CUCUCAAAGACUUCCCCUCUUUUCGUGAAUCAUUUUGCACUUGUAUUUGCCUCUGGCUUUGAUCGCUUUUUUGUCCGCUCGGUCUAUUUAACUCAGAAACACUCUACACAAGUCAUAACAUAAACGACAGUACUUGCAAACGAAAACGCAAUAAUGAACGAUCUCCCCAGCCCCUCAACUCCUCGCAACUUGCGCAAGAGACCUCAAAAGCGGACCGUGCCAGAAGAUGAUGACGAUGAUUCGACGGACAAUGAACCAUCUGCGAAGAAGAAGAGACAGUGGAAGAGAGACUGGGUCCGAUGGGUAUCUGAAUCGAAGUGGGAGAAGGACCCGAGUUACAAGCAGAAGGUUGGCUCGGAGGAGAUACAUGGAAGUGAUGCCAUGAAGUUCUACAACCUGACAGGAGAGGAGAUGGACACUUUGCCAUUUUGGAAAUUUGAGAACAUCAACUCGCUGUCGCACCCAGGUCGGUCGUACGUCGACAACGAAGUGAAGAGGCUAGCAUAUCGGAAGCUGGCCAUGCUCGUUGGCUUCCAUAAGGAAGAUAUGGAGGAGAAUGAGCUACUGAGGCAAGGCUACAUACUCUUUGAAGAGAAGCAGAUUCAACGGCGGCAGGGAAAUCCCAAUACACCGACCGAGCCAAUAACCGGCACGAUUUUCAUCCCAAAGCCGCACGAAACCUACCGAAACCCUCUCACCGGUAUCCCUCAUGGCUGUUGGGAAAGUCCAGUAUGGCGAAAUGGUGUUCUCAUCGGCCACUGGCUGAAUGCACAGUUUACUCCGGACGACGAUGGCGAGUGGAUCCCAAAAGAGAGAUUCAAGCCUCUUGGAUCUGAUACAUGGAUCGAGCAACGUGGAUAAGACAACUAGAUCGUAGGUAUUACUGCUUUUGUUUGUGAUUUGAACGGGAUCUUGUACUCCAA
Mollisia scopiformis is the source of this 923-nucleotide messenger RNA. RefSeq lists its product as uncharacterized. The transcript has 4 exons. The record is from RefSeq and is a predicted model, not a curated record. NCBI's taxonomy places the organism in Eukaryota, Fungi, Ascomycota, Leotiomycetes, Helotiales, Mollisiaceae. The coding region runs from base 154 to 861 and encodes 235 amino acids.